Molecule: messenger RNA, 3765 nt
Organism: Fulvia fulva
Lineage: Eukaryota; Fungi; Ascomycota; Dothideomycetes; Mycosphaerellales; Mycosphaerellaceae
Product: ISWI chromatin-remodeling complex ATPase CHR11
Exons: 2
Coding region: 1-3765 (1254 amino acids)
Biological process (GO): positive regulation of transcription by RNA polymerase II
Cellular component (GO): nucleus
Molecular function (GO): DNA binding; ATP-dependent chromatin remodeler activity; ATP binding
Source: RefSeq, a predicted model, not a curated record
AUGUACCCAGAAGAGGAUUACGACGAACUCGCCCCUAACUUUUCGCCACCGAAUAAGCGACGCAAGGUGGUCCCAGUGGUCUCACGCGCGGGCAUGGAGGGCAUACUCGCAUCUUGGGGUGCCACAAAAUCACCCACAUCUGUGUCCAAGAUGAACCGGGUGAGCGGCGGUCACGAGCUUCGCGGCGCAAAGCAGCCGGUAACAUACCAAGAGUCUCCACCCACCUCGCCAGGCGAGUCCGACCGAUCGUCAAUGUAUGAUGAUGCGCCUCAGGUGGCGGAAGCUCUCUCAGAGGAUGAGCAAGAUGAGAGUGACGACGAGGACGAGCUCACCUCGGACACAAUUCAAGUUGCACCACGCGGUACCCUUGCUGCACCCCGUCCACGGGGCACUCGAGCCCUCCCAGCCAGAUCUACCAGAUCGACUGUGCGCUAUGCUCGACCAGAAAAGAAGAAGACAUUCUCGAAGAAGUCAAAGAAGCUGCUACGAUCAGACACUGGACCAGGGCGGCCGUCAAAGGUGAAGGUCGAGACAGCACGAAAUCGGGUUCGCGAUGAUAUUGCAGCCCACACAAAGCCAAAGCGUGAUGCCUUUCUUCUUACUCACGAGCAGUACUUUGCGCCACUACUGCCAGAGAACAGCUACUUGGCCAAGCUGCAUCGUGCCCGGGCUUCAGUCGCGGAUCAACACGCUGAAAGUGCACCAUACGCCGUGCUGACCAAGCAACCGGAUGGUGUCGAGGCCAACAUGAAGCCGUACCAACUCGACGGUCUCUCUUUCCUUGUCCACAUGCACGAGAACGGCAUGUCCUCAAUCCUCGGUGACGAGAUGGGCCUUGGAAAGACACUGCAGACUCUGGCGCUAUUCCAACACUUGAGUGAGAAUGAACCGACCACGGGUGAGCUUCGACCGUUUCUGGUCGUUUGUCCACUUAGUGUACUUUCGUCCUGGAUCUCCGAGGCACGGAAGUGGGUACCAGGACUGAAUGUGAUACGAUUCCAUGGCCCAGUCUCGGAGCGCGCACAGAUCAAGGCCGAUUGCAUGAUACAGAAGGCGAGAUUUGAGAAAGGGGAGCAGCCAGAUGACCGUAUCGAUAUUGUGGUCACCACGUACGACACUUUCCGAAGCGAGGACAGCUGGUUCAAGCGAUCUUUUGUCUGGCGAUACUGUGUUCUGGAUGAGGGACAUAAGAUCAAGAACGAGAAAUCCGACGUGUCCUCUUCUCUGCAAGGUCUCAGCGCCGAGUACCGCCUCUUGCUGACCGGCACCCCUCUUCAAAACAACUUGAAGGAAAUGUGGGCGCUUCUACAUUGGCUGUUUCCAGAGGUCUUCACACUUGACACCGGGGACAGAUUCCAGAAGGCAUUUGAUAUCGGCAGAGGUAGCGUAUCAACGAGCUUCAUGAAUGAAGCACGCCGACUGCUCGAGCUGAUCAUGCUUCGACGCAUGAAGAACAGCCCUGGCGUAAAUCUUGGUCUCCCUCCCAAGGAAGAGGUUCUGCUUUACGUUCCGCUCACUCCAAUGCAACGCUUCUGGUAUACCCGACUGUUGACGAAGGCCGAUUCUGGCACCCUUGACGACCUCUUCGGUGGCGCCAAGGAAAAGGAAGCACAGAUGCUGCAGCAGGAGAGCAACGACGAGGAGCUCAAAAUGCUGGAACGAGCCGGAGCUGCGGUCGACAAGACUGAGGACGUCGACACUACCGAUGUCUGGGCUGAGAGCCGUGCUAUUAUGCAAGAAGCCGUGCAGCAUGAAGAAGCUGAACAGACCACGGGUGCUUGGAAGAAGCUAAUGAACCUGGUCAUGCAGCUACGCAAAGUUUGCAGUCAUCCCUACAUGCUCAAAGGUGCCGCACCACUGGAGUAUGAGAUCGACAACCACGUGAAGAAUGCUUCCGGCAAGUUCAUCGUGUUGGACAAGCUACUGGACGAGCUCGUCAUCAAGCAAAAGAAGAAGGUCCUGAUUUUCUCGGGCUUCACAUCGAUGCUUGACCUUGUUGGUGAACUGCUAGCUCUCAAGGGUACCACUGGCUACGCACCACCGUUCCGCUAUGCUCGUCUCGAUGGACGCACGAGUCGGGCUCAGCGCAAUCUGAGCAUUCGGUUGUUCAACGACAAGUCGAGUGACUUCAAAGUCAUGCUGCUAUCGACCAGAGCUGGUGGCCUCGGCAUCAAUCUGACAUCGGCCACAGAAGCAGUCUUUCUGGACGAAGACUGGAAUCCACAAAUGACCCUUCAAGCUGAGGCUCGAGCACAUCGCAUCGGGCAAACGCAGAAGGUCACCAUAUAUAAGCUCUGCACAUCGGGUACCGUGGAAGAACAGAUGAUGGGUCGCAUACGCAAGAAGCUCUACCUCUCAGCCAAGGUCACAGAGUCUAUGCGCAAUAUUCAUUCGACUCAAAGCCUCGACAAGAAGCGCAAGGCUGAUUCGCUCGAAAACGAAAGCGAGGAAGCGCCUCACCUCGAUACUGCAUCACUCCAGUCAUUGCUACGCAGAGGUGCCCAAACGCUGGCACGCCCAGAGAUCGAUGUCACUGAGAUGCUCUCUUGGGAUUGGGAGACCACUCUUGAGAAGUGCAAAGAUCAGCCACUCGAUGCGCUGGUCGCCGACGAGAGUGGCAAUGCCAAGGUGGAUGAGCAGGAGUGGUUGAGCUCUAUCGAGAAAGUCGAGACUGCAGUGUUUGAGGGUAAGAAGCAUAUGAAAGCCAUUGAGCAGAAGAUGGAGGAAACCGCAAAUCUCAGCCGCAACGAUCGACGCCUCGGCAAGAAUACCACUGUCAUGAUCGAUGGCUUUGCAAUAUCGAAGGAGAGUCUCAACUGUGCAGACUGGGAGGCAGUGCCCACUCUCGCUGGGAAAGAUCCUCGCCUUGCCGAACCUGUUCGAGAAAAGAAGGCCAAGAUCGACCAUCAAGAUUUCUGCCAGACAUGCUGGGAUGGCGGUGAACUCCUGACCUGCCAGCGCUGUCCGCGCUCCUACCACCGAAAGUGCUUGGGUAGGGAUCCAAGAACCAAGUCCUUCGGCGGCAGCUUCAACUGCCCACAACACGAAUGUUACGACUGCGGCGCGAAGACCACAGACGCAGGCGGUCUCAUCUUCCGCUGCCGCUGGUGCGACAAGGGCUUCUGUGAGGACUGUCUGGACUUCGACAAUGCUAACCUCAUUGGCGACACACUGCCAGAGUUUGUCAUGACGGGGUUCGGCAAGGUCGAUCAGGCGUACUAUAUCGACUGCUCCGACUGCACUCAGGGGUGGCAGGAGAAUGAGCACACCAAGAACGAAGCGAUCAAGGCCAAAGCACGCUAUGAAGCGCAAUAUGCAGCUUUCUUCGGCACUGGCACUGAUGACACGACUCCUGAUACCCUUAGCGAGGUCGACACACCCAUCAACGCCACGCCACCACCAACCUCGAAGUCCUCUGCCAAGUCGUCCACGAAGAAGGCGCGUGCCAAGACCGUUGCUCCAGCCCCGCAGACAGGACGUGUCAAGGCCAUACCAGGUCCGCAAACAGCCGUUCCAAGUCCACAGACAGGACGUGUCAAAGCAGUACCCGGACCACAAACAGCAUUAGGCAAGAAGCAGCGCGUCACGUUGAACGGCCCCUCAUCCUCUGGGCUGUCCUCUGUACCAUCCGACAUCGCAUCGCCAGCACCGCCCUCCGACCAGAAGAUCCGCUUGAAGCUGAAUGGCCCUUCCUCGGCGCUGCCUUCUUCAACUCCCGAGCUUGCCUCGUCGCCGCGUUCUGCGAAGAAGCAGCGCGUCGCGUAG